AAUAAGCGUCUGCCUGCAAGUGACGGUGACUUCCAAAAGGGGACAAAUGUGAUCAACAACUUUGCAUUCGUUCAUUCUGAAGAGUUGUAUCAAUGUUCAUUCUAACGCUCAUCAGUUUAUGCUUUGCUGUGUUUGUGGAUGCAGGAAAACCUGAGCCACGAUUAUUCUGCAAAUGUUUCUGUGGAUCCAACAGCACCGUCUUUGAGUUACCUUUGACGGAUCCCAAACCGUGCGCGAAUUGUACCAAGCAAUUUUGCUUGGAUAAUGUUGAAGAGGGUAUAUGCGAUGGUAUCGCGGAUGCCACAUGUCCCAGUAACGAUUUCAAAACCGCUUGUUUCGCGCGCGAUUCUUUCAAAGACGAAAUGAUUAUUCGAUCUUUCCUGUUCCUGGCUUUUGCUUUGGUCCUUUUUGCAGCUGCCAAGCCAUAUAUUGACAAAUGGCGACAGCAACGUCGUGAACGCAAUCAAUAUCGCGCCGUCGCAAGUACCGACUAUUAGCCUUUCUUCCUGCCCCAUACCCAUGAUAAAUGAAACAGCUGGCUGUAUCUGAGCAACCUUUUUUAAUAACUAUCAAUUGCAGACCUGAAUACAUGAUGCAAAACUUAUUAAUCUCCUUAUUUGAUUCAGUGUUUGAGCUUUGCAAUUAGCCACGUGAGGGUAUUAUUUAAAAGCUUGCCAUCUCAUAUAGGAUGCAUUUAUCUACG
Messenger RNA from Radiomyces spectabilis, 703 nucleotides. RefSeq lists its product as uncharacterized. The record is from RefSeq and is a predicted model, not a curated record. The transcript has 4 exons. The coding region runs from base 93 to 497 and encodes 134 amino acids. NCBI's taxonomy places the organism in Eukaryota, Fungi, Mucoromycota, Mucoromycetes, Mucorales, Radiomycetaceae.